AUGAUGAUGAAGUAUAUUAAUUAUAUAUAUGAAUAUUGUAGAUUUUAUCGCAUAUUAUCUAAAUUUUUUUUUAACACAUUCAAUGCUGAUAAUACAUAUAUUGCAAGAACAGAACGAUUACUGGCUAAAAAUAUAUUCCAAAGAAAAUAUAAACAAGAAUCUUUAAAAGUUAAUUUAAAACUUUUUAACCCAAAAUAUAAUAUAAACAAUGGUUCGCAUGAAAUAGCCUCUAUAUACAAAGAUAUGGAAUUGCUGGAUGAUUGUGUUAAUGGAUUAUUAUUAGAUGAACAUGAAAAGUUUAAUAAACAUGUAGUAAAAGCAGAAAUAUCGAAUAAAACAUUAGAAAGAGCGAUAUUUAAUGAUUAUCCUAAAUUGCAUGCUAUUCCAUUAAGUAAUAAAAUUGCUACCAUAUUGUGUGAUUAUACUGGAAAAAAAAUACAUGAGAUUGCUCUUGAAUCCACAAAUAAUUCUUUAGUUAUUAUUUUAACACAUAAAUGCAAUUCAAAAUUAUAUGGUAAAUAUACAGAGUUAAAUAAUGUAGCAUUUCUUACUAUAAUGGUUAUAUGUUUGUCACAAAUAUUAUAUAUUAUUGGAAAAUUUGAUUUCUUAGAUAAAAAUAAAACUCCUCAAAUGAGAGAAAAAGAAAUAGCCAAGGAAAAAAAAAUGGAAAUUAAAAAAAAGAGAAAGAAGGAUAUGCUAAAAUAUAAAGAAAUACUAAAAAAGGAUGGAAUAAAAGAUUUGGACACUUAUAUGAAGUACUAUAAGCAAAGAUAUUAUAGUAAGAAAGGAAUAGGAAAAUUUGACAGUUACUGUGAAAAAUAUAUAUUCGAUAUGAUUGAUAGAAUAGAUAAAAUAUCUGAAUGUAGUAAUUAUGAAAAUAGAAGAAUGAAAAAAAAAAUUUGUGUGAGAUAUGGACUCUAUGGUACAAUUUUUUGUUUAUUUCAAUUAUCUGGUAUAAUUUAUCCUUUAACAAGUAAGAUAAAAAAGAAUGUUACUCCUAGUAGGUAUAUUCUUUCUAUUUUAGGUUUGCAAAUUUAUAGUAAUCAAGUUGAUAGUUAUCAGAUUUAUGAUUAUCAAAUUUAUGCCACAUUUAUUAUAAUAUUAUCAAUUUUAAUUUUGGUACCCAUUAUUUAUAUAAUGAUAAAAAUGGCAAUAAUGGCUAAUAUAUUAUAUAUUCCACAUACGGAUAACUAUUACAUAAAUCAUCAUAGUAAUAUAGGAUUUUAUAAUUUCUUAAGUAAUGUUCUUAUUUUAUAUGAUAUAUCCUUGAACUUUUUUUACAUUAUAUAUAAUAUAUUUAUAAAAAAUAUAUAUAUAAUACACGUAUUCAUUCCUCAUUAUCUAAAAAAAUUGUUUAUGAUUAUUUAUUUUUAA
Plasmodium gonderi is the source of this 1374-nucleotide messenger RNA. RefSeq names its product variable surface protein. The transcript is spliced from 3 exons. The record is from RefSeq and is a predicted model, not a curated record. Lineage: Eukaryota; Apicomplexa; Aconoidasida; Haemosporida; Plasmodiidae. The coding region runs from base 1 to 1374 and encodes 457 amino acids.